AUGACAAACCGCUUAUCGAGCCUUCUCCAGGCAUCACGCCGAACGCGAAGAUGGUUUCAUAGUUUCUCUGCCACACGUGCGGAAAACUACCAGCGCGCGAGCGAAAAGCUGUUUGCGGAUGCAGAACGGGAGGAAGCAGAAGAAGCUCAAAGCCCUAAACCAAACAUUUCCAACAUUCCUCGGCUACAGAGCCAGGAUGAAGACUGGACAGGCGAAGAAUCUAUACAGGAUGCUGUGCUGCGCAUGCUCGUCGACAAGUACAAGCCUUUGCGCUCGGGGCCUAUCAGGACAGCUGACAUGAAGCUGAAGGAGGUGCCGCCGAAGAUGCACACAGAUGCAUAUGUUGUCGAACAGCCUGCCCAAGCGUGGCAGGAACUUUCAAACAAACCUUUGCUUCCUUCUAUAGAUGGCCAUAAGCCAUGGCAUACUACUUACAAGGCCCCUUCUCAUACAUCCGUGUCCAUCAAAUUCGGCAACCUCACACCUACAUCCGCACGUGCACCUGGCGUUCACCCUGUGGCAGACGAACGCACUAGAAAGACGGAGAGGGAGCUUGCCAGACGAAAAGAGCAAGCAGGACGACUGACAAGAGCUAGAGAGUCGACAUUGGAUUAUCGCUUGGGCCUGAAGAACAGUGAGGGGCAACACGCUGCUCGUCGAAACCCUGUCAGUAUGAGGGGCUGGCAGGCCUUGAUAGAGGACAAGAUACAGAAAGCUCAAGCUGCUGGACAUUUUGACAAAAUCAAAGGGCGAGGCCAGCCUAUGGUUAGAUUGAGCGACGAGCACAACCCUUUCAUUGCGAGAGAGGAGUUCCUUAUGAACCGGAUUGUUCAAAGGAACGGGGCAGCUCCACCAUGGGUCGAGGUCCAAAUUGAGCUGGAGACUGCAGUGAACUCAUUUCGCGACGUCCUGCGGCAGUCGUGGACAAGGCGCGCAAUUCGGACUUUAACAAUGUUGCAACCAGUGACUAUGUUGCCUUCAUUAUCGCUGGGCAGUGUGACAUCAUUGCGCGACCGCGAGUGGGAAGGACGAGAGCGCUCUUAUCACGAUACAGCCGUUGCUGAAUUGAAUUCUUUGGUGCGUAAAUACAAUGCCCUUGCGCCAUAUUCUGUGCGCCGCCCAUAUUAUUCUCGAGAGGCCGAAUUAGCCAAGGCGUAUCAGGAUUGUGGGGAUGACAUUCUGCGUGGGAUAUCGGAGAGAAGAAGAGAGAUACAUGGCAGGUCUGGUGCCUCACCACCAUCUGAAGUCGAGUCUUCUGUGGACGCCGAUGCUUCUACGGCCUACCUUUUGAGGCUUCGAGAUAUCAUCCGUCGGUGGUUUGUGAAGCUGCGAGACAGAUUCAUCAAUGCGUCCUGA
Molecule: messenger RNA, 1356 nt
Organism: Suillus subaureus
Lineage: Eukaryota; Fungi; Basidiomycota; Agaricomycetes; Boletales; Suillaceae
Exons: 3
Coding region: 1-1356 (451 amino acids)
Source: RefSeq, a predicted model, not a curated record